Molecule: messenger RNA, 1903 nt
Organism: Ochotona curzoniae (black-lipped pika)
Lineage: Eukaryota; Metazoa; Chordata; Mammalia; Lagomorpha; Ochotonidae
Gene: TUBA8
Product: tubulin alpha 8
Exons: 5
Coding region: 34-1497 (487 amino acids)
Biological process (GO): mitotic cell cycle; microtubule cytoskeleton organization
Cellular component (GO): cytoplasm; microtubule
Molecular function (GO): GTP binding; structural constituent of cytoskeleton
Source: RefSeq, a predicted model, not a curated record
CCUGCCAGGUCCCUCCCCUCCGGGAGCACUGUGAUGCUGCAGGGCAGCUGCUGGCCCAGCGUGAGCGUCCCCGGCCCCCUCCCGCCUAGUGCCAUAACAGCGGAGGCGGCGGGAUCUGGAACAGUUGGGGCGGGCAGGCCCAGCGGGGAGAGGGAGUGCAUAUCAGUCCACGUGGGCCAGGCAGGAGUUCAGAUUGGAAAUGCCUGCUGGGAGCUCUUCUGCCUGGAACACGGCAUCCAGGCAGAUGGCACCUUUGGCGCUCAAGCCAGCAAGAUCAACAAUGAUGACUCGUUCACCACCUUUUUCAGUGAGACUGGCAAUGGGAAGCACGUGCCCCGGGCUGUCUUAGUAGAUCUGGAGCCAACUGUGGUAGAUGAGGUUCGGGCAGGAACCUACCGCCAGCUCUUCCAUCCAGAGCAGCUCAUUACAGGAAAGGAGGACGCAGCUAACAACUAUGCCAGGGGACACUACACAGUGGGCAAAGAGAGCAUCGAUCUUGUCCUGGACCGCAUACGGAAACUGACAGAUGCUUGCUCUGGCUUGCAAGGCUUCCUGAUCUUCCACAGUUUUGGUGGAGGUACUGGCUCUGGUUUCACUUCUCUGCUGAUGGAACGCCUCUCCCUUGAUUAUGGCAAGAAGUCCAAGCUAGAGUUUGCUGUCUACCCAGCUCCCCAGGUCUCGACUGCAGUGGUCGAGCCCUACAACUCCAUCUUGACCACGCACACCACACUAGAACAUUCCGACUGUGCAUUCAUGGUGGAUAACGAGGCCAUCUAUGACAUCUGCCGCAGGAACCUAGACAUCGAACGCCCCACCUACACCAACCUCAACCGCCUCAUCAGUCAGAUCGUGUCCUCAAUCACUGCCUCUCUCCGCUUCGACGGGGCCCUCAACGUGGACCUCACCGAAUUCCAGACCAACCUGGUACCCUACCCCCGCAUCCACUUCCCACUGGUCACUUACGCACCCAUCAUCUCUGCGGAGAAAGCUUAUCAUGAACAACUGUCAGUGGCCGAAAUCACCAGCUCCUGCUUUGAGCCCAACAGCCAGAUGGUGAAGUGUGACCCAAGACACGGCAAGUACAUGGCCUGCUGCAUGCUGUACCGGGGGGACGUGGUGCCCAAGGAUGUGAACGUUGCUAUUGCCGCCAUCAAGACGAAGAGGACCAUCCAAUUUGUGGACUGGUGUCCCACAGGCUUCAAGGUGGGCAUCAACUACCAGCCUCCCACGGUGGUGCCAGGAGGGGACCUGGCCAAGGUCCAGAGGGCUGUCUGCAUGCUGAGUAACACCACGGCCAUUGCGGAGGCCUGGGCCCGCCUGGACCAUAAGUUCGACCUGAUGUACGCCAAGCGAGCCUUUGUGCACUGGUAUGUUGGAGAGGGAAUGGAAGAAGGAGAAUUUUCCGAGGCCAGGGAGGACCUGGCUGCCCUGGAGAAGGAUUAUGAAGAAGUGGGGACUGAUUCAUUUGAAGAAGAAAAUGAAGGGGAGGAAUUUUAAAUAUACACCUUCCCCUUGGCUGUGUCUCUUUAUUUAUGCUGCUCCACCGAAACCACAUUCAAGUAUAACGUACCACUCUCCUAUCCUGCCUGACUCUUGUCUACAUAGGAGCAAGAUGGUGAAAAUAGUAACCACGUGUGCUGGGAUUGGGCUAAACAUGGAUGAGGGCUCUGUCAGAUGCCGUGCUAAGUGAGAACAACUUCAUGUCAGAUGGGAAAUGAAGGCUACUGUAUAUGGGCGAGGGUGAAGCCAACUUGCACGUGUAAGGAGAACAAGGAGUUUAAGUUCUAGUGUUGGCUGAAUCCACUCCACAUCAUGGCCUGCUGGCUGGAGAAUGCUAAAAUGUACAAGGAAAGAAAUGGUCUGUGCAGUGGGGAGAUUCUAGGCAGAGGUGAGCAGAAGUUCA